Molecule: messenger RNA, 3579 nt
Organism: Neoarius graeffei (lesser salmon catfish)
Lineage: Eukaryota; Metazoa; Chordata; Actinopteri; Siluriformes; Ariidae
Product: lethal(3)malignant brain tumor-like protein 4
Exons: 21
Coding region: 183-2279 (698 amino acids)
Biological process (GO): regulation of DNA-templated transcription
Cellular component (GO): nucleus
Molecular function (GO): protein binding; zinc ion binding
Source: RefSeq, a predicted model, not a curated record
AGGGCUGUGUCGGAGCAUGCGCAGUGCGUGCAGGAGGAGAACCCUGUUUUGACUGUCACAGCAUUGACCGACUGGUAUCAGGGGUGUUGGAGUGAUUCGGCAUCAGGACGUAGAAUGUGAAUGGAAUGGAAGUCGGAGCACCGAUUCCCUGAUAGGGUGUAAUUAGAGUCUCUCAUUCUCUAAUGAUGCAGGGAGAGGAAAGAAAGAAAAGGAAACAGAAUUUGAAUCCUAGAAGUGUGUCUGAGGAAUACUGUCUCCGAGAACGUCCAAAAGAAGAUCCGUCAAAGAUGAAAAACAAACUGUCUACUUCCGUUGCAGUGAACAGUAAGAAGAGACCCUGGUCAUGGGAUCAGUACUUGGAAGAAGAGCGAGCCAUCGCAGCCCCCCUGAGACUCUUUACUGAAUACCAGUCACUUCCUUGCAGCAAGAAUGGCUUUAAAAUGGGAAUGAGGCUAGAGGGAAUCGACCCCUUGCAUCCUUCCAUGUUUUGUGUACUCUCUGUGGCUGAGGUGAUUGGCUACCGUCUGCGUUUGCACAUCGAUGGUUACUCAGAGUGUUAUGACUUCUGGGUUAACGCCGAUUCCCCUGAUAUUCGGCCAGCUGGAUGGUGCGAGUCCACAGGUCGCAAACUACACCCUCCAAAAGGUUAUAAGAUAAAUGAGUUUAACUGGGAGAAAUACUUGGAGUCUUGCAAUGCUCAGGCUGCACCAAAGAAUCUGUUCAAAUCCCAAAACAGUAACACUACCACCUCAAAAUUUGAAGUGGGCAUGAAACUGGAGGCAGUAGACAGGAAGAACCCCUGCCUGGUGUGUGUAGCCACUGUGGCUGACAUCGUAGACAACCGCUUUCUGGUUCACUUUGACAAUUGGGACGACACUUACGAUUACUGGUGUGAUGCCAGUAGCCCCCAUAUCCAUCCUGUGGGCUGGUGCCAGGACCACGGACGACCACUUACAGCACCUCAGGGACACCCGAAUCCUGAACACUUCAUAUGGGAGGAGUAUUUAGAAGACAAUGGUGCUUCUGCAGUUCCAAGCCAAGCUUUUUGUAUGAGAGCCCCUCAUGGAUUUCAGAACAACAUGAAGGUAGAGGUGGUUGACAGGAGAAACCCCAUGCUGAUCCGUGUGGCCUCGAUUGUUGACGCUGAAGACUACAGAGUCAAGGUGCACUUUGAUGGCUGGCACUCUAAGUUUGACUUCUGGGUCGAUUCUGACCUGCCAGACCUUCAUCCUGUAGGCUGGUGUGCGAGGACGGGUCACCCCCUGGAACCGCCGCUGACAAACGCAGGACCUUCUGACCUCAAGAGCUCCAUGACGCAGGGAGUGUGCCCAACCCCAGGCUGCAGAGGGGUGGGCCACAUCAAGGGUGCAAAAUACACAGGACACCACAGUGCCUUCGGCUGUCCCUACUCAGACAUCAACAUGAAGAAAGAGGUAGUGCUGCCUGAUCGGCUCGGUGGUGAAAAACAAAUCACCUUCGUCCCGGUGCAUUUUGUGCAGAAAACCAAGAGGCUGUGUGCUGAGCAAGAGGAGGAGGAAGAGGUGAACGACAAAGAUGGCCAUGAGGAGAGCAGGUUUCAGGCUCUGAAACAGCUUCAUGGUGAAAUCAUCCUAGCAGCGAGCGGACAGGCUGAGCAUCAUGUUUAUUCCCAGCAGAAGGCUUGGAGGGAAGAGCUGUCCGGCUGUGAUACAGCACCUCGUCCUCGUGGUCGGCCCCCAGGCCAUGCUACAAUAAAGAGAGAAUACAAGGAGGAACCUUCAUCUCAGGGACAGAAGGCAUACUCACCACUGGGGAAGCGUAACCGUUUGACCACCAGGAUUGCACAGUCAACGAAAUAUCUGCGCAUCAAAGAUGAGGAGGAGGAAAUUGAGCUAAAUAGCAUGAUUGCAGAGAAAAACGUGGACAGUCUCCAGCAGGCCCUGCAUCAGUCAGUCUUCCUGUCAGCCAUGUCUGCUCAGCCUGGGCGUGACUUGCCGCUGUGCUGGGAGCAGCACUGUAAGCUCCUUCCCGGUGUGGCUGGGGUGCAGGCUACCAGAGUCGCCCACUGGACAGUGGAGGAGGUUGCUGACUUCAUCCACUCUCUCCCGGGCUGUGAGGAACAAGCCAAGCAGUUUCGAGAGGAGCAAAUCGACGGCAAGGCGUUCCUCCUCCUCACACAGCGCGACAUUGUGAAGAUCAUGAGCGUGAAACUUGGCCCUGCUCUAAAAAUCUACAAUUCCAUCCUAAUGUUCAAGCACGCUGAAGACAACCAAUCGGCAAGCAGCGAUACCAAUACAUGAAGCCCAGCUGAAUCUGACCCACUCCAUCCUCUUACAAGCUUAUGUGAAUCUAGAUGUGUACUGUAUCGAUGCAUUCCAACCUCCUGACUUCCAGUCCCUUUCUUAGACUUAGAGGUAUCUAUAAAGACUGUCUCUUCAGGUUUGAUUUCUUCAAACCUCUGACUUUCAGGUUCUAGUGUUUUUGUCCUCUGUUCGCCGACUUUCAAACCUGCCUUUAAAUGUUUCCCCAUGGCAUAAAAGUGGAGUUUAACCAAGCCAUGUCCCAGUAUGUUUUUCCUCAUAGGUCUUGCCCUUCUCCCUCUCCUCCAGUAGCUCCCCCACCGACAUUAAAACGAACUGACAAUCAACCACACAAAUAAGAUCAAGCAUAGCCGACUUUGGCAACAGGGGUUUUCUUGGUGAAGGUGCUAUUUAAUACAACCCACUAACAGCCAUUGAUAUGUAGAUUUCAGUGAUCAUGUCUCGUGAUUUAAGACCCUUUGUGCUUAUUUUAGUAUCUAUUUUGUAUAGAUAUCUAAUUUUCUCUCUUCCUGCUGAUUCAUGAUCUUUAUUUAUUGUGCAAGGACAAUUGUGCAAAGUUGAAGGAAAAGUAAUAUAUUGUAUAUUAUGAAUUUAAAAAUGCCAAAAGGAUUUUUUUUAGGAUUUGAGAAUGUUUAUUUUUGUGAUGUAUUGCGCAUUAUCCUGAUGACUUUGAGUGGUUAUCCCAAACCUUUUCAAUGAGUGUUCAAAUUAAUCUAAAUUGCUAUUGAGUUUUAAUUUAAAGUAGCUACGAUACUUUGAGUAAUUUCUGUAGUAAGUGCUCAGAAAGUAAGCUUACUCAGCUUAUCAGCUUUAAUUCUAGGUUGGUUACGCUUAUGAGACUACUUCAAGCCUUUUUAUAAACUUGUAUGAAAGAUCAAAUCAGGGAGAUUUUCUGGUAACUAAAAGCCUCUUCUAAUGCACAUCUAUAGAAAAAUAAAACAUUCACGAUACGUUUCUGAAGUGAGUGGAAAUUAAGGUAGAAAAAUCGCAUCUUGCCGAGUUCAGUUCAAGUGUUAGUGUAAUUCCGUUUCCUGUCUUUGUCAUGGGUUUAUUUUGUUGUUUGGGGGGGGGGGUUGGUUCCUAUACAAUAUUUUCAAGACUGGUGCAAUGAUACAGUAAGCUGGUUCCACCUCCAGCUUCCAUUAACCAAUUGCAUCUGAUUAAGCUUUGAAAUGUACUGUAAAUAUUUCUUAAUCCAAUUUCUUACAAUGAAUUUUCUCUUUCUACAACAAAAUACAUUCACAAGUGCACAACCCAAAUAAAUGACAAAUUUCCUGUC